Molecule: messenger RNA, 2275 nt
Organism: Scylla paramamosain (green mud crab)
Lineage: Eukaryota; Metazoa; Arthropoda; Malacostraca; Decapoda; Portunidae
Product: zinc finger protein 79-like
Exons: 7
Coding region: 1-2055 (684 amino acids)
Biological process (GO): regulation of transcription by RNA polymerase II
Cellular component (GO): nucleus
Molecular function (GO): RNA polymerase II cis-regulatory region sequence-specific DNA binding; DNA-binding transcription factor activity; zinc ion binding
Source: RefSeq, a predicted model, not a curated record
AUGGUCAUGGAGCCAGUGCAGGAGGGAGCGGUGGAGUCCUGUCGGCUAUGUGGUGCCCAGGAGGGGAAGUUACUGCACCUGGAUGACACCUUCUCCAUCCUAGGCACCUCCUCCACCAUCCUUCAUCUCCUCCACAGCAUUUCAGUCUUCCUUAAAGUACAGAGUGAGUGUGAACCUCUGAUGCCCCACCACCUAUGCUGGCACUGCUUCAAUACAGCUGUUGACAUCAAUGCUUUCAUUGAUUCUGGCAUCAAUUUUCAGAGGACCACCAUCAAUCAUAUCCUUCCAUCUCAUAACACAAGGACAGCAGAAGCUCCCUGUCACUCUCUCCUUCCAGUACCAGCUCCCAGUGAGAAUGCCCCUGAGGUCAUACUUCAGGGAGAGCUGGUGCAGGAGGGAGAGGAGGAGAGAGAGGUAGUGUUGGGGGUGAGUGAUGACCAGAUGGGUGGUGCCUCUGUAAUGACUGUAACCAAAGAGGAAACAAGAUUAGAAGGAUGUUACCAAAAUAUACAGAAUAACCUGGAUAAGAAAUCUGAAGGUAAGACAGACUGGGAAGGUGAUGGCAGCUUCCAGUAUCCAUCACAAAUUAACCAAAGAUCAGUUAAUGUAGAAGCAGCUAAUGUAGGAGAAUUUUUUGAGAAUAAACAAGAAGAACCCCUAGAAAAUACAAAUUGUGGUCAUGAAGAGAAAGUAGACCAGCAUCAAGGGAGCAAACAGUUAUUAGAGGAGGAUAUGAAGAAAUCAGGAGAAGAUAAUGCAAGGGAGAAGUGUUCAUACUGUAACAAGACCUUCCAGAGACAAAGUCAACUGAAGAGUCAUCUGGCCAGCCACAGCGAGGCACGGCCACACCAGUGCCAAGUGUGUGGUGUGGCCUUCAAGCAUCGCAGAAACUUGGUGGAGCACUCCCACACCCACAGCCAACAGCCGUCCUUCAUCUGUGCUGUAUGUGGCCUCACCUUCAAGCAAAAGAGCAAUUUGCUGAAGCAUGAGAGGACUCACAGGAGGGAGAGUGUGCCCAGCUACAGGUGUGAGGUGUGUGGUAACCAGUACUCACAAUCCUCACAUCUCAAAACACACAUCAGGAAUGCACAUGGCAACAAUCCAGGCUUCCGUUGUGAGCAGUGCAGUGUGGUGUUGGUGCGCCGCUCAUCCCUGCGCCGCCACAUGGCCACCGUACAUGCCUCCUCCACCAGAUUCACAUGUCCACACUGCAACAAGGGCUUCACUAAUCAGCAAAAUUACCAAGGCCACAUUCGGAGCCACACUGGGGAGCGGCCGUACCGGUGCUUAGUGUGCUCCAAGGCCUUCACCACUCCCAAGGCCCUCAGCAGGCACCGCUUGGUUCACCAGGGCACCAAGACUCACAAGUGUACCCAGUGUGGCAAAGCCUUCCUGGAGCUGUGUGACCUGAAGCGACACACCAAGCGACACCUGCAGAAGAGUGCCAAGAGGGCCAAGGCAGCAGCCACAAAUGGAUGCCAGCCAGCAGCCACUGGUGACCCUGCUGAUCCUAAUGUGGGCUCCAUUAAUCUCAUGGUGCUGACAGACUCUCUCAUCUUUACUGAAUCUCAGCAGCUUCUUGACAACCAAGAGCCAAGGCCUGAUCAGGUAAUCUUGCCCAAUGGAAAACUGGAUGGUCCCAAAGAUGUCACCAGGGAUGCUGUGUUACAGAGUGAACCACCACCUCUAGAGCUGCAGAAAAAGCCCAAUGUUGAAGUAAUCUCUUCAGGCCCUAUGCUGCCAGCUGCAUCAGACAUGGAGGCUGUGCUGCAGCCUCCAGUAAUGGGGGACAUGGCUGCUCCACUCCACUCUGGCCAAGUUUUACAGCCCACCACCAUUGAGGUUGGGGAUGGUGCCAGCACACCCCAAGUGGACCUUGUGCCCCGUGAGUGUCCUGGAGGCUCUGUUGCUCCUGAUGCACCAACAAUGGUAGUGCUGGCCUCAGCAAGCACUCCUACUGAGUACCUGCCUGAUCCAGAGCCUCGAGCAGGCGCCAGAGCCAGCAGCCCAGUUGGGGAUGUAGGUGAGCGGGUCCUGAGCCACGCCACAUGGUGACCUGUGGCGUGGGGUUAAGGCAGUAUUUAAGCAAUGGGGAAAAUUGGUUUUAAACCCUUAUAUAAGGGGACAUGAAAAUGCAGUAUUUUUGUGGCACAUAUUCCACACACACACACACACACACACACACACACACACACACACACACACACACACACACACACACACACACACACACACACACACACACACACACACACACACACACACACACACACAC